This is a messenger RNA of Syngnathus typhle (broad-nosed pipefish), 2823 nucleotides long. RefSeq lists its product as uncharacterized. The record is from RefSeq and is a predicted model, not a curated record. NCBI's taxonomy places the organism in Eukaryota, Metazoa, Chordata, Actinopteri, Syngnathiformes, Syngnathidae. The transcript has 2 exons. Bases 440 to 1045 code for a protein of 201 amino acids.
UAUACGUGUUAUGUAUUGACUUGGAAGUGUUGUUUCUCGUUUGCAUAUUGCAUUGUUUGGUAUGCUCUACUUUUUGUUGCCCUUCUCCGUGCGGUGUGGAGGUGUGAUUGGUCAGCGGAUGAAUAUCAUUGUGAUGAGGCUUGUUCAGGAAAUAAAAACACGCUAACAAAAGUAACGUGAAUCUGUGCUCUUUACAAAGGUUAUGUAAGAGAAUAAACAUAACAAAAUUGGCGACGAGACUUAAAAAGGACCCUACAAAUGCGGAGGUGGACCGGACACAAGUGAAUAGUGCUUCAUGGACUUGGUUGUGUGGACGUAAGUUUCGUCUGCUCGCCCCGAAUUCUGCUCUGAUCAAGCAAGCCGGAGGUGAGGACGGGUGUCGCUCAGGACCAAGGUAAAAGUGAACGGACGCCAAGAAAAGUGAAAAAAAAAUAAUAAAAUGUCCGGAAUCUUGGGAAAUAUGGACAUAUUUGACAGUUCGGUAGAAGACUGGACAACUUAUGUGGAAAGAGUUGAGCAGUACUGCCUAGCUAAUGAGAUACAGGACGAAAGAAAAGUAGCUGUCCUACUCAGUGUCAUGGGCGCCAAAAUGUAUAACUUACUCCGCAGCCUGGUCGCCCCAGCUAAACCGGCAGACAAAACAUUUGAUGAAAUAAUGCAGAUAAUGAAAAGUCAUCUAAACCCAGCUCCAUUGGUGAUUGCUGAGCGCUUUAGAUUUCACAAGAGAAACCAGUCAAGGACGGAGACGGUGUCAGAGUACAUCGCAGAACUGAGGAAACUGGCCGAACACUGUCAGUUCAGAGACGGACUUUCAGAUGCUCUGAGGGACAGGUUCGUGUGCGGGCUGCACAACGAGAGCAUUCAGAAACGGCUUUUGACGGAGGACAAACUCACCUUGCAACGAGCAGUGGAAAUAGCUGUUUCAGCGGAGACAGCAGCAAGGGAUGCGACGGAGCUUCAAGUCCAAAGAAAGGUGUUCCUGCUAUGGCUGCCGCUCGUUUACAACGUUGGGCUCUCUUUCUUGGAGCACACACCUAUACCAUAGACUAUAAAGGGACGAAACUACACGGAAAUGCAGAUGGUCUCUCUCGCCUUCCUCAACCACUGACAGAGAAGGCUACUGAUCCUGCUUUAAAUCUUCACAUGCUGCAAAUGGAACCACUUCCGGUGACUUGCGCUCAAAUAAGCAAAGAAACAAGAAACGACCCUCUGCUAUCUCGAGUGUAUGACUUAACUGUUAAUGGCUGGCCAAUGCAUGCAGAUACUGAACUUAAGGACUAUUUCACCAGAAAAGACCAACUUACUGUGUCCCAAGGAUGUGUCCUGUGGGGGUCACGCGUUGUUGUACCUCCCAAACUGCGAUCCAAAGUUCUAAACUCGCUGCAUGAUGGGCACAUGGGGGUAGUUAAGAUGAAGAGUCUUGCUAGAAGUUAUGUGUGGUGGCCUGGCCUUGACAACCAAAUUGAAACUCUGGUCAAAACAUGCAGAGGAUGUCACCAGACUCAGCGCUCACCUCAGAUUGCCCCUGUCCACACUUGGGAAUGGCCUGUUGCCCCAUGGCAACGCGUUCACAUUGACUAUGCUGGACCUUUCAUGGAUCACAUGUUCCUUAUUGUGGUCGACGCUCAUUCGAAAUGGCCCGAGGUUUUCACUGUAAAGAAAGCAACUACAACUGUAACAGUGAACCAGUUACAGAUGCUUUUUGCACGUACAGGAUACCCUCUUCAGCUUGUAAGUGACAAUGGUACCCAGUUUACUAGUGAGGAGUUUCAGAUCUUCCUGAAAAGCAACGGAAUAAAACACCUUACUUCUGCUCCUCACCACCCUGCGACGAAUGGACUUGCUGAACGUUUUGUACAAACUUUCAAACAGUCGAUGAAAGCCAGUAGGAGGGAGGAAGUUCCACUACAGCAGAAAAUCGCCAACUUUCUGCUAGCCUACAGAAACACUCCACAUACUACUACUGGACAGUCACCUGCAAUGUUGUUCAUGGGAAGAAACCUAAGAUCUCGUUUAGAUCUCCUGAAACCGGACAUCCGAGAACAUGUUUCAAACAGACAAUGUUCACCAACUCAAUUACAAAGGAAACUAAGAUCAUUUGACAUCGGACAAAAAGUAUUGGCAAGAGACUAUCGUAACCAAGGCGACAAAUGGCAACAUGCGGAAAUUUUGACACAAACUGGACCACUCUCAUAUACAGUGAGUGUUGAGCCUAAUGUCGUCUGGCGCAGACAUGUUGAUCAACUUUUGGACGCAUCACCUGGAAAUGCCGCUACUCAAACUACCACACCUACUGUCCCACAAAACCCUAAGGACAGUACACCAGCCUCUGACAUCACCCCUGAGGAAAACAUGUCCACACCGGAGAUAAUGGACAUACACAAACCAAUGACAAACCUACCUGAUCCUCCUGGACGCAGAUAUCCUGAGAGGGUUCGCAAACCACCAGACAGACUUGAUUUAUAAAUGUUGAAAGGAAACAAAUGUUCUUUAAAAGAAAAAAAAAAAAAAAGUUGUUAAUAUUUGAUGUUGAAAAUUGUUGUGAAUUUUGAAAUGCCUCUAAAAAGAAAAGUAUACACUUAAUAGCACAUAGAAACAUAGUACUUAUAUUUUUUUUAUUUGAUGAUUAUUGGUGCAUCAAAGCUGGAAGAGAGGAAUUGUUAUGUAUUGACUUGGAAGUGUUGUUUCUCGUUUGCAUAUUGCAUUGUUUGGUAUGCUCUACUUUUUGUUGCCCUUCUCCGUGCGGUGUGGAGGUGUGAUUGGUCAGCGGAUGAAUAUCAUUGUGAUGAGGCUUGUUCAGGAAAUAAAAACACGCUAACAAAA